This is a messenger RNA of Dioscorea cayenensis subsp. rotundata (Guinea yam), 1664 nucleotides long. Its product is annotated as E3 ubiquitin-protein ligase RDUF1-like. The coding region runs from base 242 to 1360 and encodes 372 amino acids. Gene Ontology annotation, cellular component: cytoplasm. Gene Ontology annotation, biological process: protein ubiquitination. The record is from RefSeq and is a predicted model, not a curated record. Gene Ontology annotation, molecular function: ubiquitin protein ligase activity. The transcript has a single exon. Lineage: Eukaryota; Viridiplantae; Streptophyta; Magnoliopsida; Dioscoreales; Dioscoreaceae.
CAAUCCAUAAAUACCUCUUUUUCUCUUCUAACACUGAUCACCAUCUUCAAGAAAGGGGAUUUUUUUCCCGUUUCAAAUCCCUAAUUUUACAUUUUCAGGUUCACUUACCAAAAAAACAAAGGUAUUUGUUUGAUUUCCAUCAAGAAUUUCCAGGAAAGAUCCAACCUUCCAUAGUUUUCAGAGCCAAAGGUUGGGUCUUUUUUCCUAUAAAGGCCUUUCUUGGGUCUUUCAAGCUUUGGUAAUGGACUCUGUGACGUCUUAUUGGUGCUAUCGCUGCCGCCGAGUCGUCAGAGCUCCUUCUGCGGACUCCGUCUUGUGCUCCGACUGCGGUGGUGGCUUCGUUGAGGAGGUUGAGACCCCUCUAUCUGCUGAUGAAGCCCCUCGCCGCCGCCGUCGCCACGAGAACCUCGCCUCUGACUCUGUCUCUAACGUUGACGUGCGGCUUCGCCGCAACCGACGUGGAUCCGGUGGCGACCGAUCUCCGUUUAACCCUGUCAUCGUCCUCCGUGGCCCCGGUGAUGGUGGAGGCGACGGCGACAUCUCCCCGACCAGAAGCUUUGAGCUUUAUUAUGAUGAUGGGACGGGAUCUGGGCUCCGACCGAUGCCGUCUGGUGUGUCCGAUUUCUUGAUGGGAUCCGGGCUGGAGCGGUUGCUGGACCAGCUCGCGCAGUUUGGGAUCAGUGGCUUUGCCUCCGGGCGUGGGUGUGAGAAUCCGCCGGCGUCCAAGGCUGCGAUUGAAUCGAUGCCCACUAUUGAGAUCGCCGACGGCCACGUUAUUAUGGAAUCUCACUGCGCCGUCUGCAAGGAGGCGUUCAAGCUUGGGGAUGAUGCGAGGGAGAUGCCCUGCAAGCACAUCUACCAUCAAGAUUGCAUCUUGCCGUGGCUUUCUCUCAGAAACUCGUGUCCUGUUUGCCGGCAUGAGAUGCCCACCGAUGUCCGCUCAGGAGGUGGGGUGGAUGUCCAUGGAGAUGAGGAUAGUAACUCCAUUGUAGGGAACGAAGAAGAGAUGGUGGGACUAACAAUCUGGCGGCUUCCUGGCGGGGGAUUUGCCGUUGGGAGGUUCCCUGGGGGACGGCCGGCAGGGGAAAGGGAGCUUCCGGUUGUCUAUACAGAGAUGGAUGGUGGAUUCAAUGCCGGAGCUGGUGCUCCGAGAAGAAUCCUGUGGGCUUCUAGAGGGAACCAUUCAAGAGAGCAUGGUAGGAUUAGUGGAGCUUUUCGCAGUUUCUUCUCAUUUUUUAGACGCAUGAGAUCUUCAUCCUCGUCUAGACCGAGGUUGGAGUCUUCUGCAUCUUCGAAUUGGAGCCGUAGAAGAUCCUUUUUCAGUAGAAGUAGGCGAAUGGAAAGCAGCCGAUGGUAUUAAAAGAUAAAGCUCCAUGCAUUUACAAGGUGACAAUGCAUGAAGUGGUAUGGAAAAAACAUUACAUUUUGUUGUGUAGGUUUGAAGUUUAUCUAUUAAUUCUAUAAGAUGUAAGCAUAAAUGUUUUAAGUUCUUGUUCUUCAAUUCUCCUAUGUAAAUAGCAAAUCUUUGGGAAAAAGUUCUAUUAUUUUCAUGAUUUUGUUGAUUUUGCAUUUUCUUGUAACUAGGAAUGUGGAGAUUUAAGGUAGUGCUGCUGCAUGAUGAAAAACCGAUGGAAAAUAUUCAGUUUUGUGUGUGAUUUGCAGAA